GGUGUGUAGGGGCGUGGUGUCGGGGCGUAAGAGGCGGAUCCCUGUGUGUGUAGGGGCGGAGAGGCGGAUCCCUGUGUGUGCACAUGGGGGGUGAGGAGUGGCGUGCGUGGCGGGCAGUGCCCCGUCUCUCUCCGCUCCGACUGACCGGCACGCUCCUGCUCCUGUGUGUUGCUGUGCGGGUCGCCGGGGGCGACGGUGACGACUACACGCAGCGCGUGUCGCAGGCCUCCCAGUGCGGCGAGUACAGCAACCAGCUGCAGGAGGAUGGCACGUGCCGCCUAGUGGCCACUCUGCCCCAGAUGGACGAGCAGCGCUGCCCAGACAUGUUCCGCUGCACCGACGAGGUGGCCUUCUGGCUGCGGGAGAACGAGGAGCGCAAGCAGCAGAUCCUCACACUCAAGGAGACCGUCUCCGAGCUGCAGGAAGAGCUACGCAACCACCGUCACCGCGUCAAAGUGCUGGAGCUGCAGAGUGAGGAGCGUAACCGUGUGAACUCGUCGCUGGAGCAGCGCGUCCAUGAGCUGGAGGAGCACUAUGCCGAGGCCUCCACCCUGCUCCACCUGCAGGGGUCGCUGUUGUACGACCUGCAGGCCCAGAUGGGGAACCUCUCCCUGCAGGUGGAGAAGGUGCGGCGCAACCCGGGAUGCAUGAUCAACAUCGUCAGAACCAGCCCCCUGCUCAGCGCUCAGGAGGCACUGCACCCAGAGGUGCAGCAUGUGAGGAACUGCCCUAUAGACUGCGCCUCCAUCUACUAUAAUGGGGUGCGUCGCUCAGGCAUCUUCACCGUGGUGCCGUCGCUAGGGGCAACCCCUGUGGAGGUGUACUGUGACAUGGAGACGGACGGUGGUGGUUGGACGGUGAUACAGCAUCGGCAGGACGGCUCGGUGAACUUUGACCGCAGCUGGACCGAGUAUAAGGAGGGUUUUGGGGACCUCCACACGGAGUACUGGCUGGGAAACUCCCACAUCCACGACCUGACCAGCCAGGGGGACUACACACUCCGCAUCGACCUGGAGGAUUGGAGCUCCAAGCACAAAUACGCCCUCUACCAGAGCUUCAGCAUUGAGGACGAGGCCACGCAGUACCGGCUGCACGUGUCCGGCUACAGCGGCACGGCGGAGGACUCCUUCAGCUGGUACCACGACAAGCAGGGCUUCAGCACGCCCGACACCGGCAACGUGUGCGCCGAGAUCUCCCACGCCGGCUGGUGGUACAACCAGUGCUUCUACGCCAACCUCAACGGAGUCUACUACAAGGGAGGGCGGUACUCUCCUAAAGCGAAGAACCCACUGGGUCCAGACGGGAUCGUGUGGUUCACCUGGAAGGACUCUGACUACUACUCCCUCCGCAGGGUCAGCAUGAUGAUCCGCCCACGGACCUUCAGACCGCACCUGUCCCCCUGACCACACCUGUCCCCCUGACCACACACACAGACCUCACCUGUCCCCCUGACCACACACACCGACUGCACCUGUCCCCCUGACCACACACACAGACUGCACCUGUCCCCCUGACCACACACACAGACUGCACUUGACCACCUGACAAGAGAACACCUUCAGACCGCACCUGACCACACACACAGACUGCACCUGACCAUACACACCGACCUCACCUGUCCCCCUGACCAUACACACAGACUGCACCUGACCACCUGACAAGAGAACACCUUCAGACUGCACCUGACCAUACACACCGACCACACCUGUCCCCCUGACCACACACACCGACUGCACCUGACCACCUGACACGAGAGCACCUUCAGACCGCACCUGACCACACACACCUGACCAUCUGAUAGAGAACACCUGCAGACUGCACC
Messenger RNA from Alosa sapidissima (American shad), 1822 nucleotides. RefSeq names its product fibrinogen-like protein 1. The transcript has 7 exons. The record is from RefSeq and is a predicted model, not a curated record. Lineage: Eukaryota; Metazoa; Chordata; Actinopteri; Clupeiformes; Clupeidae. The coding region runs from base 84 to 1403 and encodes 439 amino acids.